Messenger RNA from Exophiala oligosperma, 450 nucleotides. RefSeq lists its product as uncharacterized. Bases 1 to 450 code for a protein of 149 amino acids. The transcript has 2 exons. The record is from RefSeq and is a predicted model, not a curated record. Gene Ontology annotation, molecular function: single-stranded telomeric DNA binding. Gene Ontology annotation, cellular component: CST complex. NCBI's taxonomy places the organism in Eukaryota, Fungi, Ascomycota, Eurotiomycetes, Chaetothyriales, Herpotrichiellaceae. Gene Ontology annotation, biological process: telomere capping.
AUGAACGACAGCUCGACCAACGGGCCAGUCGCGUCCGUGUUUGUCUUUCUUCAUGAAAUUGCCUCUCUACCACCUGAAACCAAGGUGAGACUCUUAGGCUGUGUUGUGGACUACGACAUAGUCAAAGGACAGCUCGUACUAGAGCACGCCUAUCCAAGCCACAUCCGACCUAUUCCACGAGUUUCGGUCGAUGUAAAACUCAUCCUCGAGACAGUUGAUGCAUCCCUACUCAGAACGGGUGCUUGGGUCAACAUCAUCGGCUACUCAAGACUCACGGGGCCAAAGAGCCGCAGAAACAAGGCAAAAACACAGCAGGGGUCAAGAGUUGAAAUUCCUUCCAUGCAAGCAGUUUUGAUGUGGCCUGCGGGAGCUCUCAGAGUAGAAGACUAUGAGAUCACUCUCGAGGAACAACGAUCGGCCCAAAAACAAUCAAAAUCACUUCAUAAGUGA